This is a messenger RNA of Photinus pyralis (common eastern firefly), 2136 nucleotides long. It is a transcript of the gene ArgRS, whose product is annotated as probable arginine--tRNA ligase, cytoplasmic. Gene Ontology annotation, molecular function: arginine-tRNA ligase activity; ATP binding. The transcript is spliced from 6 exons. Lineage: Eukaryota; Metazoa; Arthropoda; Insecta; Coleoptera; Lampyridae. Gene Ontology annotation, biological process: arginyl-tRNA aminoacylation. Bases 84 to 2090 code for a protein of 668 amino acids. Gene Ontology annotation, cellular component: cytoplasm. The record is from RefSeq and is a predicted model, not a curated record.
UUUUAUAACCUUUUAUCGAAUUUUUUGCAAAAGCUGUAGAUCCAGCCGGUAUUUGAACAAAACUUGCCUUUUGUAAAUUUGUUAUGGAUGAACAACAAAUUAAGUUUUACAGCCAACAGGCAGCAAAAGCUGAAGAAGACAUUUUGAGGUUAAGAAACUCCGUGCGCAAUUUACAAGAUUGCAUAGCGAAUAAAGCAAAUUUACUAAAUGGCUCUCAGGAAUUAAACCAGCUAAUUACCGAAAACACGAAGUUAAAACAUCGUCUGGCAAUCCUCAAUAGAGCUGUUGCUGCAGAAAAGGCAAAGUUAAGUAGUUCAAAUAACAUGGAUAACCUCCAGCAGCUGCUAAGCGAAAUAUUUGAAGCUGCUAUUAAGAGCGCUUUUCCCGAUCUUCCAGAUCCUCCUGUCGUAAUUGCAUUAUCGGGUAAUAAUGUUAAAUUUGGCGAUUACCAGUGUAACUCUGCUUUGCCGAUUGCUAACAUAUUGAAACAGUCGGGUCAGAAGUGUCCUCCAAAAGACAUUGCCAAUAAAAUUGUCGCACACGUUUCUCCAUCACCCAUGAUCGAAAAGUUGGAAGUGGCAGGGGCCGGUUUCAUUAAUGUUUUUUUGAGCAAAACCUAUGUAACGGAAAAACUAUCAUUAAUUUUGAAAAAUGGAAUACAGCCUCCAUUGUGUGAUAAACAGCGAGUUCUAGUUGAUUUCUCAUCACCAAAUGUUGCAAAGGAAAUGCACGUAGGUCAUUUAAGAUCUACAAUUAUUGGCGACAGUGUCUCCCGCCUCUUAGAAUUUCUAGGGCAUCAUGUGAUAAGAAUAAAUCACGUGGGAGAUUGGGGCACUCAGUUCGGUAUGCUUAUUGCCCAUUUGCAGGAUAUGUUUCCGGAUUACCAACAGAAGUCACCUCCUAUAAGCGAUUUACAAGCAUUUUACAGAGAAUCCAAGACACGGUUUGAUGAGGAUCCCGAAUUUAAGAAACGUGCAUAUGCGUGUGUUGUCAAAUUGCAAGCGCACGAACCUAGCUACCUACAGGCUUGGAAUUUAAUUUGCGAUGUUUCGCGUAAAGAAUUUCAAAAGGUGUACGAGCGUUUGGGAGUAAAAAUAACGGAGCGCGGCGAGUCCUUUUACCAAAAGUUAAUGGAGGAAAUCGUGAAAGAGCUGGAACAAAAGGGAUUUCUGGAAGAAGAUGAAGGUCGGAAAAUCAUGUGGGGUGAAGAAGGCGUGGGGAUACCCUUAACGAUUGUUAAAUCUGACGGUGGCUUCACAUACGAUACCUCAGAUAUGGCUGCCAUCAAACACCGGUUAGAGGAAGAUAAGGCUGAUUGGAUUAUUUACAUAACGGAUGCCGGGCAGGGAACCCACUUUGAGAAUAUUUGGAAAUGCGCAGAACGGGCUGGAAUUCUGAAUCGUAAAGUACACCGCGUGGAUCACAUCGGUUUUGGGGUUGUGCUUGGUGAAGAUAAAAAGAAACUGAAAACACGCUCCGGGGAUACAAUCAGAUUAUGCGACUUGUUAGAUGAGGGUUUACGACGGGCCCUAGACAAGCUCAAAGAUAAGAACAGGCACCAAGUUUUAACAGCAGAAGAGCUGAAGAAGGCACAAGAGUCUGUAGCUUAUGGUUGCAUCAAGUAUGCGGAUUUGUCUCAUAACCUCAACAAUGAUUACAUAUUUUCAUUUGACAAGAUGUUGGAAGACAAAGGCAACACGGCUGUGUAUCUCCUCUAUGCAUACACGAGAAUAUGCUCGAUAGCCCGCAAUGCUAAUUACACUCCAGAAAAGGUGAAAGAAUUAAUUAACGCAGUUUCGAUUUCGUUAGACCACGAGAAGGAAUGGAAAUUAGGCAAGGUACUUUUACGGUUUCCGGACGUACUUGUUAAAAUUACACAAGAUCUCCUCUUACACCACCUUUGCGAAUAUCUUUAUGAGGUUGCUGUUAGUUUUACAGAAUUUUACGAUUCCUGUUACUGCAUUGAAAAAGAUUCUUCGGGUGAUAUCAUUAAAGUCGACGACAGUCGUAUAUUACUAACUGAAGUUACUGCAAUGAUAAUGGCGAAAUGUUUCCAUCUUUUGGGACUGAAUCCUGUCAGCAAAAUGUAAUAUAUAUUAAUAUUUGUAAGGAAUAAAAAUAUAUAUAAAUUUUAAA